Messenger RNA from Schistosoma spindalis, 3948 nucleotides. Lineage: Eukaryota; Metazoa; Platyhelminthes; Trematoda; Strigeidida; Schistosomatidae. The record is from the annotation of a GenBank genome assembly.
AUGCUUAAAAAUACAAUAGAUUAUCAUCAAUCUUUAAAUCAUCAUCAUCAUCAUCAUCACCAAUCUUUGCAUAAAUCACUAUCCUUAAUAUCAUCAUCAUCAUCAUCAUCAAUACCACGAAUAUCAACAUUGAAUAGUUCUUCGAAAUAUUCAAUAAAAUCUGGUCAUUUACAUAAAUUAUUAAAUAAAUUUAAAGUAAAUCGUAUGAAAGAUAUUUCAUUCUCAUCGAAUAGAUUAACAAAUAAACGUAAAUUAAUUACAAAUUAUACACAUAAAUCAAUUAAACAAAAACGUUUAACUAUAGAUCCAUUACCGAUAUCAUCAUAUAGUUCUUCAUCUAUAUCUAAAUCACCACAAUAUUCAUCAAUAUCAUUCAUAGAUAAUUGUUCAAUUGAAAAUAAUAAUAAUAAUAAUAACGAUUCAACAGUAAUAAAAACUAUCGAUAAACAACAUGGAUUAUUACAUAAAUCUUUACAAAAUCAUAUCAAUCCUAAUUCAUCACCAUGUAAGAUCAUUAUAAAUGAAUAUGAAAAUAAUGAUCAACUAACAAAUGAUCUAGAUCAUUUAAUAAAUCAUCAAAAUUCAUUUAUGAAAUUAUCUAGUAAAGCAUCAGCAUUUUCAAUUGAAUCUAUUAUUUCAAAAAAACAAAAACAAAUUACAAAUUAUAAUGGAAUUAUACAUUAUAAUAUAAUCAAUAAUAAUCAAGAUGAUUCCAUUUCACAUAUUUCUGUAUUAUCAACAAAAUAUAUAAAUGAUCAAAAAAAUAUAAUCAAUUCUGAUCGAUUAGAAAAUCAUUCAUUAUCAUAUUUAUCUAGUUCAAUAUCAAAUGAUUCUUCAAAAAGCCCUCAUCACUCAUUACAAUCAACUGUAAAUCGACAGUCUUAUAUGAAUGAAAACGAGUUUAAGGAAAAAACAGAAACGGAAUCCAAUCUGAAUGAAGAAUUUCAACCAUCUAAUGAAUUGAAUACAACAAUCAAUGACAUUGACAAUGUUACUGAUGAUGACGGUGGGGAAGUAUUAAAUAAUAAUAUUCAUUGUCUUUCAUCUGUAACACCAUUAAAUCUUUCCAUAGACAAUAAACUUACUAAUAGAAAUAAUGAUAACUGUACAUUUGACUUAAUUAAACCCACUGUAAAUUUGUCAUUUCCUUUCCAAUAUUCUGGUUACCAUGAUAAUUGUAAUCCAAUAACCAAUAUGAAUAUGCAUAAAUCUGAAAGUCAUAUAAAUGACAAUUCAAUGAAUACUGGAAUAACAGUAACAACAACAAACUGUAUUUAUAAUAAUGAUAAUAAUAGUAAUUAUUAUCAUAUUAAAGAGAAUGAUGUAAUGAAUAAUCGGAAAACUCAACAAUUUUCCACUCCAUUUCAUAAUUCAAACAAUAAUAAUAAUAAUGAGAAUGAGAAGAAAUCUAAAAUGGAUCAACAAAUUAGUAUUGAAUCAAAUUCAACAGAAUGUAUUCGUAAUGCUACAACAACAACUACUACUAUCACUAAUUCAUCUGGGAAAUCUAGACGAUCAAAAUGUCCAAAAUCAUUGAAAUACACACAACUUAAUUGUUUAAAUCAAUCGAGUAAUAUAUCCAGAUCAGAGGAAUUACAUUUAUCCAAUACUCAUUUUACAACAAAAUGGUCAAGUGAUGAUAAACAACAAAGAAAUCAAAAAAUAAAAAUAUUAGAAAAUGAUAAACUUGCACAAAUUAAAUGUCGUUUAGAAACUAAAGAACUAUGGGAGAAAUUCAAUGAAUUAGGCACUGAAAUGAUCAUUACAAAAUCUGGCCGACGAAUGUUUCCAGUAAUUCGUGCAUCAUUUAGUGGAUUAGAAUCUGAAGCUAAAUAUUUAGUUUUAAUGGAUAUUAUUCCAGUUGAUUGUAAACGAUAUCGUUAUGCAUAUCAUCGAUCAAGUUGGUUGGUAGCUGGUAAAGCAGAUCCAGAAUUACGUUUAAGACAUUAUGUACAUCCAGAUUCACCAUUUACUGGUGAACAAUUAAUGAGACAAACAGUAUCAUUUGAAAAAUUAAAAUUAACCAAUAAUGUAUUAGAUAGACAAGGUUAUAUUAUUUUAAAUUCAAUGCAUAAAUAUCAACCAAGAGUACAUUUAAUUCAAUUGUCCACUAAUCAUAACGAUAAUAAUAAUAAUAAUGAUAAUAAUAAUCAAUUUAUUAUUAAUUCAUUAUUAACAACCUCAUUACCUAAAUCAUUAGAUAUACUCCCAACUGAUAAUAUUAAAACAUUCACAUUUCCAGAAACUAUUUUCAUUGCUGUUACUGCUUAUCAAAAUCAAUUAAUAACGAAAUUGAAAAUUGACUGUAAUCCAUUUGCUAAAGGAUUUCGUGAUUCAUCUCGCCUUACAGAAUUUGAAAGAGAAUCUAUGGAAACAUUACUAGCACAACAGGCUGUAACAGGUUCAAUGGUUACUGGUAUACCACAUCUAUUUAGUUUACAACCAUCAACAACAUCAACACAAAUAGUUCAUGGAAAUGGGAAUCAUUCAUGUAAACAAAUGUCUAAAAAAGACUUUUUACAUGAUAUUGAUCAAUAUAAAUCAAUAAAUAAUGAUUCUAAUUUAUGUAAAAUAUCAACUGGAUCAUUAUUUACAUCUAAAAUAACACCACCACCACCACCACAACCACCACCACCAACAACUAAACCAUCAAUAUUACCAAUACCAACAAUAUCCAAUAUAAUUACUUCAUCAAUACAACAUACUUCUAAAUCAAUAACUUCACAUUAUACUAAUCAAGGAACUCAAUUAAUUAAUACAGUCAAUAAUGAACAAGAUCAUAAAAAUCAAUCAUUUCAAUCAAAUUUAGAUAUAACUAAACAAAAUAUUCUUUCAUCACAAUAUAAUGAUAAACAAUUCAUUGAUUCAAAUAAAUUAUUAUUAUGGCGCCAAAAAUUUAUUGAAAAUACUUUUACAGCAUAUUUUAAUCAAAUUUUAUCUGAAUAUAAUAAUAAUAAUAAUCAAUUAGAUCAUCAAAAUAUAGAAUAUUUGAAACCAUCUAUAUCUAGAUCAAAUUCAUUUUUAAUACAACCAUCUUCAUCGUUACCAUCCUCCUCCUCCUCCGCAUCAUCAUCAUCAUCAAGUACAUCAUCACAAUUAUCAUUAUUCUUACAUAAUCUUUAUCCAUUAAUCAAUAAUAAAUUAAAUAAUGAUAUAAAACUAAACCAAGCACAUUCUAAUUUAAAUGUUCCGCAAGAUACUUUUAAUGUAUCAAUAAUCAAUGAAGAUAAUAAUAAUAAUAAUAAUAAUAAUAAUAAUAAUGGAAAUGAUCAAUAUUCAAUCAAUAAUCCAUUAAUUAAUCAAUUCACAAAUGAUUCUCCAAUUUUAUUACAAUCGUAUCAACAGUUUUUAAAAAGUGCUUUACAUUUAAAUGGAUCAUUAUUUGAUCCAUUUAAUAAUUAUAAGAAACAAUGUAAUUUGAUAAAACCAAUUGACGGUGACAAUUGUACUGCUGUUAUUAAUAAUAAUAAUAGUACUGAUAAUAAUAAUAAUAAUAAUAAUAAUAAUAAUAAUAAUGGUAAUGGUAACGGUAAUGAUAUCGAUAAUAGUAAUAGUAAAGAAUUAAUGUCACAAUCAACAUUAUUGACAAGCGAUUGGACAAAAUGGACAAGUUUCAAUUUAUUAAAUACAUUAAAUGAAAUAUGGAAAUCACAAUGGGCUACAAUGAAAUUAGACGAGUCUAAUAUAAAUGAAAAUAAUCAAAUUAAUAAACAAGAUAUAAAUGAAUUCAUUAAACAUAAUAAUGAUUGUAUUACUUCUAAUGAUACCAUGGAUACUACUGAUUAUCAACAAAUAAGUAUAAUAGAAAAUUUAAAAAAAUUUAAAUUAAUAAAUUCGAAUAAUUGGAUUCAUAAAGAUCAUUCACCUAUAAAUAAUAAUCUAUGUAAUUCUAAUGAAACAGAGGAAAUCAUUAAAACAUUAACAGAUUCAAUAACAUCUAUUACGUAA